Punica granatum (pomegranate) is the source of this 1028-nucleotide messenger RNA. The record is from RefSeq and is a predicted model, not a curated record. Lineage: Eukaryota; Viridiplantae; Streptophyta; Magnoliopsida; Myrtales; Lythraceae.
AUAAAAGAGAUUUCGUACAGUAGUCGUCCCUGCCCUGCCCUGCCUGCCUGCCUGCUUGCUUCAUCAAUCUUUGUUGAAGAACAGUUGGAGACCUACCUUUGAAUCCAUUGCCGGAUCACGACGAUCUCCAGCCCUUUCAGCUUCUUACUGCGGAUCAACCGCCAUAGCCAUCCUCUGAAGCUUCUUGACGACGACGGAAGAAAAUGAGCAAGGAGGAAGAAGCUGGGAAGAGCAGAGGCGUCGCGGGGGAGUACCCGCCCCAGUACGGCACUUUCCAGGGUGUCGCCAAUUACCCCCCGCCGUCCCACCCUCAUCCUCCUCCUCCUCAUCCGCCGCCCGCUGUGGGUUUCCCCCAGCCCGCCCCCCCUCCGGGUGCCGCCGAGCCCUCCGCCCCUCCUCCGCCCCCGCCUUAUGGCUAUCAGGCUGUCCCAGGGUAUGCGGUUGCUGAAGGAACGCCGGUGAGACAGCGGCGAUUGCCGUGCUGCGGAAUUGGUUGUGGUUGGUGCCUGUUUAUCAUCGGCUUCUUCCUCGGUGCCAUCCCAUGGUAUAUUGGGCUACUUGUUCUAGUCUGCGGACGAGGCCGAAUGGAUCCCAGAGAGAAGCCCGGCUACAUUGCCUGUACCAUUGCUGCAAUUGUUGCCACAAUUGCGAUAAUUGUCGGGGCAACAUCCCCUCGUUGGUAGCCUCAUUUUCCAAAGGCUGCAUUAGCUUCUGAUGAGUCUGUUGAAGCGGUAUCUACUAUGAACCGGAGCUUUCCAAUACACAAAGGAGAAGAUUAUGGACUUGGUGAGGAGAAGGGAGAUCUAGAGGUACAUAUUUUGUGUAGUAGUGUAAUCUGUUUGUUGUGAAACCAAAUAAAAGUUCAGUUACAUCUUGGAUUACUUGUAUCGCGCCGAUGUUGCGACUCGUGGUGGUAAUGGAGCUGGGCAAUGUCUGUUUCUCUUUUAAUAGAAGAUCGGGAAUUCAUGCGCUCCAGCAGUUUGUUUAUUAUCUUCUUUUUCAAUAAAAGAUCAAGGAUUGCUGGUGUA